AUGACUGAUCAAGUGUUCGGAAAGGUGUCGAAGGUCGUCUGUGUCGGUGCGGGUUAUGUCGGAGGGCCAACUUGUGCCAUGAUCGCCCACAAAUGCCCGCAUAUCACCGUCACCGUCGUCGACAUGAAUACGGCGAAGAUUGCCGAGUGGAACUCGGAUAAACUGCCUAUUUAUGAGCCUGGACUCGACGAGAUCGUGUUCGCCGCCCGUGGCCGCAACCUCUUCUUCUCAUCGGACAUCCCGAAGGCGAUCGCCGAGGCCGACUUGAUCUUCAUUUCGGUGAACACGCCCACAAAAAUGUACGGACGUGGAAAGGGAAUGGCGCCGGACCUGAAGUACGUCGAAUCGGUGUCCAGAACGAUCGCCCAGUACGCCGUUGGGCCGAAAAUCGUCGUCGAGAAGAGUACGGUGCCUGUGAAAGCCGCCGAAUCGAUCGGUUGUAUUCUGAGAGAGGCGCAGAAGAAUAAUGAGAAUCUCAAGUUCCAAGUUCUCUCGAAUCCUGAAUUUUUGGCUGAAGGAACCGCCAUGAAAGACCUCGCCAAUCCGGAUCGUGUGCUCAUCGGAGGAGAAACAUCUCCAGAAGGUCUCCAAGCGGUCGCCGAACUCGUCCGCAUCUACGAGAACUGGGUUCCACGUGACCGUAUCAUCACCACCAACACAUGGAGCAGCGAGCUCUCAAAGCUUGUCGCCAACGCCUUCUUGGCACAACGGAUCUCUUCGAUCAAUUCGAUUUCCGCUGUUUGCGAGGCAACGGGCGCUGAAAUUUCGGAAGUCGCACACGCAGUCGGAUUCGACACUCGGAUCGGUAGCAAAUUCUUGAAGGCGUCGGUUGGAUUCGGUGGAAGUUGCUUCCAGAAGGACGUGCUGUCGUUGGUCUACUUGUGUGAAUCACUCAAUCUUCCACAAGUCGCCGAGUAUUGGCAGGGAGUGAUCAAUGUGAACAAUUGGCAACGGAGACGAUUCGCUGAUAAGAUUAUUGCCGAGCUGUUCAACACGGUCACCGACAAGAAGAUUGCCAUUUUCGGAUUCGCUUUCAAGAAGAAUACAGGUGACACCCGUGAAUCCUCAGCCAUCUACGUCAUUAAGCACCUGAUGGAGGAGCACGCGAAGCUAUCGAUCUACGACCCGAAAGUGCAAAAAUCGCAGAUGCUCAACGACUUGGCUUCAGUGACGAGCGCGGAAGACGUCUCCCGACUCAUCACAGUGGAGACGGAUCCAUAUACGGCCGCCCGUGGUGCACACGCCAUCGUCGUGCUCACCGAGUGGGAUGAGUUUGUGGAGUUGAACUACACUCGGAUCCACGACGAUAUGCAACAUCCGGCUGCGAUCUUCGACGGACGUCUCAUCUUGGAUCAGAAGGCGUUGCGUGACAUCGGAUUCCGCACUUUCGCCAUUGGAACCUCACCCGAUCAGGCGUACAAUCUGUUUGGAACCGCCGGUUAUUAG
Messenger RNA from Caenorhabditis remanei, 1446 nucleotides. RefSeq lists its product as uncharacterized. Gene Ontology annotation, molecular function: UDP-glucose 6-dehydrogenase activity; NAD binding. Gene Ontology annotation, cellular component: cytosol; nucleus. The coding region runs from base 1 to 1446 and encodes 481 amino acids. NCBI's taxonomy places the organism in Eukaryota, Metazoa, Nematoda, Chromadorea, Rhabditida, Rhabditidae. The transcript has 4 exons. The record is from RefSeq and is a predicted model, not a curated record. Gene Ontology annotation, biological process: glycosaminoglycan biosynthetic process.